Pyrus x bretschneideri (Chinese white pear) is the source of this 1539-nucleotide messenger RNA. Its product is annotated as phenylacetaldehyde synthase-like. Gene Ontology annotation, biological process: amino acid metabolic process. Gene Ontology annotation, molecular function: carboxy-lyase activity; pyridoxal phosphate binding. NCBI's taxonomy places the organism in Eukaryota, Viridiplantae, Streptophyta, Magnoliopsida, Rosales, Rosaceae. The record is from RefSeq and is a predicted model, not a curated record. Bases 1 to 1539 code for a protein of 512 amino acids. The transcript has a single exon.
AUGGGUAGCCUCAACCCACGAGAAAGCAAUAUUAAUUCCUCCCCCACAAACAUGCCUAGCGCUCUGGACCCUGUGGAAUUCAAGAGGCAAGGCCACAUGAUGGUAGACUUCAUAGCAGAUUACUACCAAAAUAUAGAGAAGUACCCAGUCCUAAGUCAAGUUGAACCGGGUUAUCUCCGGAAGUGCUUGCCGGAGUCUGCCCCAGCUAACCCAGAGCCCAUUGAAUCCAUCCUCCAAGAUGUGCAGAAUCACAUUGUGCCUGGCCUGACACAUUGGCAAAGUCCUAGCUUCUUUGCAUACUUUGCUUCAAAUGUUAGCAUUGCUGGGUUUCUUGGUGAACUGCUUUGCACUGGAUUCAACGUGAUGGGAUUCAGUUGGGUAUCAUCACCAGCUGUAACUGAGCUCGAAAGCAUUGUCAUGGAUUGGCUUGGAAACCUGCUGACACUUCCCAAGUCUUUCCUUUUCUCUGGCAAUGGUGGCGGUGUAAUACAUGGUAGUACUUGUGAGGCCAUUAUUUGCACCAUGGUAGCUGCCAGGGAUCAAAUGCUAAGGCAAAUUGGUCUAGACAACAUGCAGAAGCUAGUUGUGUACGGGUCAGAUCAAACACACAGUGCACUUCAAAAAGCUUGCCAAAUUGUUGGUAUCAACCCAAACAAUUUCCGGGUCAUCAAAACUACAAAGUCAACAUCAUUUGCCUUAUCACCUGAAUCCUUAAAAUUGGCAAUUUCUUCAGAUGUUGAAGCUGGGCUAGUGCCAUUGUUUCUAUGUGCUACCGUUGGUACAACUGCGACCGCUGCGGUUGAUCCACUGGACUCACUAUGCCAAGUGGCAAAAUAUUAUGGCAUAUGGGUUCAUGUGGAUGCGGCAUAUGCAGGAAGUGCCUGCAUUUGCCCCGAAUUUCGCCAUUUCAUUGAUGGUGUUGAGGGUGCGAAUUCAUUCAGUCUUAAUGCGCACAAAUGGCUCUUCACUGCACUCGACUGUUGCUGUGUUUGGGUUAAAGAUCCAAGCACAUUAACAAGUUCACUGUCAACUAAUCCCGAGUAUUUGAGGAACAAGGCCACUGACUCAAAGCAAGUGGUGGACUACAAAGACUGGCAAAUAGCCCUAAGCCGGAGGUUCCGGGCCAUGAAACUAUGGCUUGUGCUUAAGAGCUAUGGCUCUGUUAACCUCAGGAACUUUCUUAGGAGCCACGUCAAAAUGGCCACGCUUUUUGAAGAGCUUGUUUCCACGGACAGAAGGUUUGAGGUUGUGGUGCCUAGGGUUUUCUCCAUGGUUUGUUUUAGGGUUUCACCGUCUGCUGCAAUAAUAAUUAGUGAUGAUGAGAUUAAUGUCGAAAACCGUAUAGACGAGGUUAAUCGAAAGUUACUGGAGGGCAUCAAUGCAUCAGGUCAUGUGUUCAUGACUCACGCUGUGGUUGGAGGUAUGUAUGUGAUACGGUGCGCAAUUGGUGUAACGCUGACAGAAGAAAAACACAUAGCGAUGGCCUGGAAGUUGGUUCAGGAGCAUGCAGAUGCCAUCCUCAUGAAAAAUUAUAUAUAA